This is a messenger RNA of Ilex paraguariensis (yerba mate), 1885 nucleotides long. The record is from the annotation of a GenBank genome assembly. NCBI's taxonomy places the organism in Eukaryota, Viridiplantae, Streptophyta, Magnoliopsida, Aquifoliales, Aquifoliaceae.
GCACGUGGGGGUCCUAACUCCUGACACACGAGUAAAUCCACCAGGACACCAGCUUCUUCCCCGCCCAUGGUUUCUCUCGCACUCUCUUUUAUCGUGUACCCUCGAUUGGGACAGUUCGUUUUCUCUAUUUCUUUGUCAUCUUUUUGUUUAGCUGAUGAUCAUUGGAUGAUAAUGUUCACGGUUUCAUCAAUUUUUUGGGUCUUUGCAUCUAAUUACGUGUUCUAAUUCAUCUUCAGAUGCGAAUAAGACAGAUCAGAUCUAAUUGGUUUUUGCAUUCUUUUCUAGACCCUCGUCCCAAUUUUUUCUUCAAAAAUCAUCCAAUUUACCCUGUUGGGUCAUUGGAAUUCUGCGUUUUUUGUGUACAGUAUAGGAUUGUCGGAUGAAAAUUCUUGUUAAAGCCAAUCAUAUUAGAGUUCUAACUCAUAUCUUGUGGGCUGGGUCUCUAUUAAAUUGAUUCAAAAAUCUGUUCUUUUUCGAUUGUUGGGUGUUUUAAUUGGUGGGUUUGUUAUAAAUAUGGUUACUGUCAAUCUUGGGAUGCUCCACUAUGUGUUGGACCAUAUAUAUGGUGCGUUUAUGCACAGAACAAGGAUAAGCCCACUAUUCUUUUCUAGAGGAUGGGGUGGUACAAAGCUUGAUCUUCUAGAGAGAAUGAUCAAGCAGCUAUUCCCUGAUAUUGAAGGCCAGAAUUGGCCUCCCUGCCUGGUCCAACCCAUUUGGAGAACAGUUUGGGAAUCUAAGACUGCUGUCCUGAGAGAAGGGGUAUUUAGGACUCCUUGUGAUGAGCAGCUUAUCAGUGCAUUGCCUCCGGAGAGUCAUAAUGCCCGAGUAGCUUUCCUUGUUCCAAAGUAUGUGCCACCACAAAAGAUGGCCUGCGUGGUUCAUCUUGCAGGCACUGGGGACCACACCUUUGAGCGGAGAUUGCGUCUUGGUGGACCAUUGUUGAAGGAAAACAUAGCAACAAUGGUGCUUGAAAGCCCUUUCUAUGGAAAGAGGCGUCCAGUGCUGCAGCGUGGUGCAAAACUCUUGUGUGUGAGUGACUUGCUGUUAUUAGGAAGAGUCACCAUUGAAGAGGCCCGCAGCCUUUUAUACUGGUUAGAUUCGGAAGCAGGGUUUGGAAAAAUGGGUGUUUGUGGACUUAGCAUGGGUGGAGUGCAUGCUGCUAUGGUUGGAUCUCUGCACCCUAUCCCUGUUGCUACACUCCCUUUUCUCUCUCCACACUCUGCUGCGGUGGCAUUUUGUGAAGGGAUUUUAAAGCAUGCUACUGCCUGGGAAGUAUUAAGAGAAGAUCUUGCUGCGCAUAAGGCCGCAAUGACGCUUGAGGAAGUGAGAGAGCGUAUGAGAAAUGUGUUGUCUCUCACGGAUGUCACACGCUUCCCAAUCCCAAAAAAUCCACAAGCUGUCAUUUUUGUUGCUGCAACUGAUGAUGGGUACAUCCCAAAGCACUCUGUGCUGGAGCUUCAAAGGGCUUGGCCUGGCUCAGAAGUGAGAUGGGUUACUGGCGGGCAUGUCUCAUCCUUCGUUCUCCACAACGAUGAGUUUCGCAGGGGAAUUGUGGAUGGGCUUAACAGAUUAGAAUGGAAAGAAUCUCCCUUGUGCCGAUAAAAUGGGAUGUGGGAGAAGACAUAACAACAUUCAUCUGUAUCGAUGUGCGCCUCUUUUUUCCAUCUAUAAACUGCACUAUACAGCUGAUAUCUGAUUUUCUGUAAGCACCCAACCAAUGCAAUGAACAAGAACAACGAGGGUGCUCUGUAACAUAUUUUUUUUUUGUGGCUUUCGUUUCACUGAAAGUAAAUGUUAUAUUUAAUGAAAAGAAUGUUACUGACAAUGUUAUAUUUAGCCAAAUUUAAAUAUCAAUGAAACUAUGAAAUUGUUGAAGUUUAUAUGU